Passer montanus (Eurasian tree sparrow) is the source of this 4800-nucleotide messenger RNA. It is a transcript of the gene ZNF710, whose product is annotated as zinc finger protein 710. Gene Ontology annotation, cellular component: nucleus. Gene Ontology annotation, molecular function: DNA-binding transcription factor activity, RNA polymerase II-specific; RNA polymerase II transcription regulatory region sequence-specific DNA binding. The transcript is spliced from 5 exons. Bases 2226 to 4160 code for a protein of 644 amino acids. NCBI's taxonomy places the organism in Eukaryota, Metazoa, Chordata, Aves, Passeriformes, Passeridae. Gene Ontology annotation, biological process: regulation of transcription by RNA polymerase II. The record is from RefSeq and is a predicted model, not a curated record.
GAAGGAUAGAGGAGCAGAGGGAAGGAGGAACAGAGAGAUGGAGCAGCAGAGGGAAGGAGGAACAGAGGGAUAAAGCCUCAGUGUCAGAAGGAGGAAAAAGGGGAUUUCCAGCAGAAGAGGAAGCAGGAGUGGCAUGUCUCAGCUCAGCACACGUGCCUGUGUGCUGGGAAAAGCGUUUGGAUGGCAGCUCUGUCCCUCAGCUGCUGCUGUCCGAGCCUGACCCGCUCACCCCAGGUGCCAGGGCUGGAUCCCAGAUCCCUGGGCAGGUAAUGGAGGAACCAGGCAGCUCUGUGCUCAUCACACUUUGUUCUGCAGCACUGGUAACCUCUGGUUAUUUGAAACCGUUCCCAGUCAGAGUUUGCCAACAACCAUGCAUUUUCAAAGGGUAAAUAUUUCCCUCUGACUGAUGGACACAGCAAUCAGAGUGAGAGUAUCCCAGUUCUGUGGAAUGCUUUCAGAGGAAAUGCCCCUGAAGGGGCUGGGGAGGGUUUGAUGUGCUCUGAUAACCCCUCUCCUCCAUGAGCCCUUGCCUCUCCCAGGGCCUCACUUUCCCCAACUUGGUUUUCCAGCUGCUCUUACUAAAAACAUUCUCAGCAUCCCUCUGCAAACGCCAGGUUGUGUCCUUUGUUUGGUGAAGCCAAAGCCCCCGGAGACUGCUCUCCCUGCACCCAGAGGCCCUUCAGUGACACUGGGAUGUCACGUCUGUCACUGGCUGGAGGUUGUGGCUCUCGGAGCCCCUGACCGUGCAGGUUUCUUUCUUCUGGAGAAGUUUUCCUUAAAACAAAAGUUUUCCUUUACAAAUGUGGUUUGACAGUAUCUGGUGUGGAAACACUGAGUGAAUUUAAACAGGUAUUUGUUUUCUGUGGCUCCUGCCCGUUUCUCAGAGCUUUGGCUCAUUUUUACAGCAGUUCCUCUGUAUCAGGGUCAGUUCUGGGGCAAGAAGUGCCAGUUUUGGUUCUGCCACGGUGCGUGGAGCCACUCUGUGGGUCAGCCCCUGGCACACACCACCAGCACAGAGCCAGGGCCAGCAGUGCAGCCAGGGUGACCCCAGAUCCUUGGGCUGCUGCAGGACAGACAUGCUGGGUCAGGUUUAAGAAUAAUUUUAGUUGUGAUUUUCAGGAAAACAACAUUUUUCUUUUUGAAAUUGUGGGGGGUUGAGCAGCUUUAUGUGAAAUCUGCAGGCAAGAUGAAAGCCUGUUUUCCCCUUUAUUAAAUUUAAAUGAAGGCUGCUUUUGAGAAAGAAGGGAAAAUAAAAUCAAAGGUUUCCUCACAAAUAUCAGAUCCAUUAUCAGCCAUUUUCUGGUAAAAAGUCUUGAACAGUUUUACUUCCCCCUUCCCCAGUGAGAGCCCCAAAUGCCCAGGGUCUCACUUUGUCCUGAGGCUCAAUCCUGUGCCUUGGGAGCUUUUCCCCAAGGUCUGCAGCACACAUCUGUCCCCAGGGGACCUCCCAGGACCCCAGGCACUGGGAGCAGAGGGGCUGCAGAAGGGUCCUGCAGAGAGCCCUGCAGUGGGGGUCCUGCCGUGGGGGUCCUGCAGUGGGGCUAGCCAGCAGCAAGUGCUGAAUGUCCUGCUCUGUGGCAGCGGGGCUGCCAGGCAGCCUGGGAGCCCGUGCAGCGUCAGGUGAGCCAGGCUGCUGGGCUGGCACUGCUCGGGUGGCUGCCCUCACCCUGAGGGCUGAGCUGGGACACAGCCCUGGCGGCAGGGUGGGCUCCUUGGCAGGCUCAGAAGUGCAUCAAUCCCCAAACCCUUUGGAUUUUGGGUACCUGGGCCUCCCCUCCCUGCAGCAGUGGCUGGGGAGUGCUGCUGCCUCUGGGCCGGCGAGGGGACUGGGAAUGGAGCCAGUGAGAAGUGAGAGUUUGGGGAGCUAAUCAUGGAGCAAGAGAGGGAAAUGGAAGUGAAAUAGCACAAAGAAGUGAAAGCCAUGAAAAAAGCCUACUGUAAGUGAGCAGGUGGUGCGUGAGGAGCUGGUGGAGGCUCUGAGAGGAGCAGCCAGGGCAAGGGAGGGCAGGCUGUGCAGGAUGUGCCAGGACAGAGCCUGCAUCUUCCCAGAUGUGUUGGGAAACAUGGGAGGAGAGAUUGCACCAAAACUAAACCUCGGAGUGGGAGGAAAAAUGAAGAAAGAACCCCAAAUUUCACAACCCCAAAGGGUCAGGGGCAGCGGGCACCACUGCUGACCCAGGUGCAUCCAGCCUGGUGGCCAUGACGGCAUAGGCCGGCAGCGAGAGAUGGAUCGGUUCAGCGAGUGCGGGACGCAGACGGACGCCGUGGUGGUGCUGUCCCUGGCACAGGCUGCUGUCCUGGGCCUGGUGUCCGACAAUGAGCUGCUCGGGGCCACCGUCACCCCUACUGGCUUCUUCCCGGGGCUGGCCGGGGAGCAGCUGGACAGUGCCAGCACGGAGCCAGGGGAGCCUGAGGGUGAGGAGCAGGCGCCUGGGGAUGGGCAGGACGAGGACGCCCUGGAGGCAGACUCCUCCCUGGAGAAGCACGCCCGGAGGAGGAAGAGGCCGCCCGUGAGGCUGAUGCCCAAGGUCAAGAGUGAGAAGGCAGAGGUGGAGGCUGAGCCGCCGUACAACGCGUCGGUCCCCGAGGACGAGGAGGGCGAGGGGCAGCCCGGCCACGCGCCCCAGCCCCCAGAGCCGAGCCAGGAGGCGGUGGCGCAGAGCGGUGCCAUGAAGAUGAUCGACCUGGGCACCUUCAGCAGGAAGCCCCCCCGGCGCCUGCGGCACCUGCGCCGGCACCGGGAGCCGGAGGGCACCGAGCGCCGGCGCAGGGGCAGUGACCUGGCCGGCGGCACCGGGGGGGCCCCGCAAACCGUGGGCACCUUCGAGGCGGGUGCCCCGUCCCCCGGCGAGGCGGAGGCCCCCGCGCCGGCGUCCCCCGAGCAGGUGAAGAGCGAGCAGGGCUGUGGCUGGCAGGAGCCGGGGGAGCUGGAGGCGGCCGGCGGCACCAGCGAGCACAGCAGGAAGGCGCAGCUGGACCGGCUGGACAUCAACGUGCAGAUCGACGACUCCUACCUGGUGGAGGCAGGGGACCGCCAGAAGCGCUGGCAGUGCCGCAUGUGCGAGAAGUCCUACACCUCCAAGUACAACCUGGUGACCCACAUCCUGGGCCACAACGGCAUCAAGCCCCACUCCUGCCCGCACUGCAACAAGCUGUUCAAGCAGCCCAGCCACCUGCAGACCCACCUGCUGACCCACCAGGGCACACGGCCCCACAAGUGCGGGGUGUGCAGCAAAGCCUUUACCCAGACCAGCCACCUGAAGCGGCACAUGCUGCUGCACACCGACAUCAAGCCCUACAGCUGCCGCUUCUGCGGGCGCGGCUUCGCCUACCCCAGCGAGCUGAAGGCGCACGAGGUGAAGCACGAGAGCGGGCGCUGCCACGUGUGCGUGGAGUGCGGGCUGGACUUCUCCACGCUCACCCAGCUGAAGCGGCACCUGGCCACGCACCAGGGCCCCACGCUCUACCAGUGCCUGGAGUGCAGCAAGUCCUUCCACUACCGCAGCCAGCUGCAGAACCACAUGCUGAAGCACCAGAACGUCCGGCCCUUUGUCUGCACCGAGUGUGGGAUGGAGUUCAGCCAGAUCCACCACCUCAAGCAGCACUCGCUCACGCACAAGGGCGUGAAGGAGUUCAAGUGCGAGGUGUGCGGGCGGGAGUUCACCCUGCAGGCCAACAUGAAGCGGCACAUGCUGAUCCACACCAGCGUCCGGCCCUACCAGUGCCACAUCUGCUUCAAGACCUUCGUGCAGAAGCAGACGCUCAAGACCCACAUGAUCGUGCACUCACCUGUGAAGCCUUUCAAGUGCAAGGUCUGCGGCAAGUCCUUCAACCGCAUGUACAACCUGCUGGGCCACAUGCACCUGCACGCCGGCAGCAAGCCCUUCAAGUGCCCCUACUGCUCCAGCAAGUUCAACCUGAAGGGCAACCUCAGCCGGCACAUGAAGGUCAAGCACGGCGUGAUGGACAUCAGCCUGGACAGCCAAGAUGCCAUGAUGGAGCUGGCUGGGGCUGAUCACACUGAGCUGGACGGCCAGCAGGAGAUGGAUGACUUCGAGGAGGAGAACUCUUACGGCUACGGGGCUGUGGGCAACCCCCCAGACGAGCACACGCUGGCCGAGCAGGCCAUGAAGGAGAUGGCCUACUACAACAUGUUGUAGCCCAGGCUGGUGGGGAUGUGGGGGCUUGGUGGCGUUAAGAGGGGCUGAGGCACCCAGCCAGGCCCCCCAGAGCUGGAGGGAUGGCUUCCACUGGGCUUGGGGAACACAGGCAUGUCCAGAAGACUUUGCUGGAACUGCCUUGGCUCUGCUGCUGCCCCCCUGCUCCUGCCUGCACCCUGCACCUGGUGACUUGAAGCUGCAGGCAGGGGAGGCAUGACCCAGCAGAUCACUGAAUGAGUAAGGAUGGAAGGGGCUGCUGUGGAGCAAGAUGAUGAGCAUCACUAAUUAUUCUACCUCCUGGGUCCCCCCUCUGUGCACAGGGGUUCCCCUGACGGGCAGAAGCCCCUGCCCGCAUGAGGAGGUGGGUUUGCAUUUCCCACUCACCCUGGGGCUCUCACCCCUGUGUCAGGCCCUGGGAUGAAGAACAGAGUAUUUUCAUAGAAGCUCAGGGCGCAGCCAGUGCCCACAGCUCUGGGUCUGGAGCUGCAGCCAGCGGUGGAGCCAGGGGAGGCAAACCCAGCCCAGCCCCAGCAAAUGAUGGUAUUUUGAAAGUAAUUUAUUUUUUUCAGAUGUGCCGCGUGGUUGGUUUUAUCUUUUCACUGAGUUCAGUUCCCUUCAACCAAUGUGCUUUGUAAACCCG